CUUGUUGUACAUUUUCAGGAGCGGGGGCCGGUGAGCGAGUGAAGCCAAGCAAGAGCCAGGGAUUGUGGUGCUCUGCGGGACUUGCCAGCAGGUUGUGCUUUAAGGGGCACCCCGAUGGGACUGUUGUUGGAGGAGCCGCACUGAGGGCCGCCCACGUCGGUGGUCCCCCACCACCGCCCCAAGCUGGAGCCGGCGGACGCGCUGCCGUCGUGCACCGGCGGCAGCACCCGGAACGCACACACCCUCACAGAUUUGAGUUGCAGUAACGGUGCCGAGGUAGAGCUGGUGAGCCUGAUUGAAGAGCAGCUGCCUCGGUACCGAUUGCGAGCGGACACCCUCACCGAAUUCGGAGGUUACGACAAGGAGGAUUGGUCCAUUAUUCCAUCGCCGUGUCUUCCCAGUCCUGAGAAUCUGGACUUGCCUCCUGAGCUCAUCCAAGAGACGCUAAACUAUUUUGUGGUGUCGGGAGAGCGUGUGAGCCAGAUGACACGGACGUACAGUGACCCGGAGGCCCUGACACGGCUUCUGGAGGAGAAGGAGCGUGACCUGGAGCUGGCAGCCCACAUUGGCCAAGGGCUGCUGCGCGAAAAGCGGGAACUGGCCUGCCGCACAGACGCCCUCGAGGCUGAGCUGCUGCAGGCCCAGGAGUCGCUUACGCAGCUGCGCCACGAGCUGGCCCUCAAGGCCUCCCUUCUGCAGGUGUACACUGCACAAGAGGAGGCCGACGCUGCUCUGCCCUCGCCCACCGACGAGGACGAUGUUCCAGUGAGCACAUUAACCCGCAAGAUCCAUGAGCUGGAGGAGGAGAACUGCAAGCUGAAGGCUGAGUCCCAGAGCCAGCUGAGCCACCUGGAGGAAGAAGAGAAGAAGGAAAUGCAGCUCAUUCGGGACUGUGUGAGGCAGCUGUCCGAUGUGACGAAAGAGUCCAGCCACCUCCAGGAGGAGCUGUGUCGACGAACCGAGGUGAACUUGCGGCAGCAGCAGGAGAUCCUGACACUCAACGCACAGCUCAAUGACAUGCAGCGAUAUGCCCAGUCGCUGCGUGCGGAGGCCGAGGAGCUGCGGGCGCAGCUGGCCCUGAGCCGUGGCCUGCAGCAGCAGCAGUCAGAAGAGCUCCUGGAGGCCCGCGCCCGCUACCUGGACCUCAAGGAGGCCUUCCUCGAGCUGCAGGCGCAGCUGCGGCACCGAUCACAGGACGACGAGUCCCGACACGGUACCACCAUCUGGGGCAGGUGCGCCAGUGGACCAUUGUCCUUGGCCUGUGAGCUGCAGGCCUGCAUUGCAGACCAAGGGGACCAGACUCCCAUUGGCAGUGGUACGGGAGACGGAUUUCCUUUAAAGCCUGCCUGCAGCCCUUGGUCUCAGUCUGAGGAGUCUGAAGAGUCGGACUGUAAUGACAGCCAAUACUCUUCACUUAGCAGCCUGGGCCUGAGCCCUCGCAAGGGUAGGAAGGGUUCAUGUCGUCGGCUGCCACCGAGUCCCUGGGGUGGCCCUUUGGCUCGGCCAUUCCGCCUCUCUGACAAGCUGCUCAUGGUCAAGCCUCUAGAAGGUUCAGAGACGCUAAAACAGUGGCAGCGGCUGGCAACACCUGGGCUCGGUGACCUCUUUGAGGAUCAAGGGUCGGGAGUCAGGCUAAAGGGCGGUCUCCCAGUACAGCCGCCUCUGCAGGCUCCACAGGACUGCCUGGGUGAGGUUGACCUCAACGGCUUGGCAGGAAAGGCUGCCCCUGGGAUUCCAGAUGGUGUGGCACUUAGGUGCUGGGUCCAACGUCCAGGCUGGGAGCCAGAAGCACCCUGGCUGCGGCUGCAGGCCUGCCUCAGCAAGUUGAACAGCAGCAGCGGUGAAAGUCGGACGCCCAGUGUGUUACUACAAACACAACAGCAGCUACAGGAGCAGCAGGACAAGCCAGUCCCUGGGACUCCGCCAUCGUCCCCCGUGAUGCACCGUCGUGGAGCCACCAGGCUUCUGCGUUCCUAUCGAGCUUCAUCGCGGUGCUCUUCACCAGCACGGCCAUUGAAGCUGGCAGUUGUCUACGAGGCUGGUGCCACAAAGCAGUGCACAACGGACUCAUUGCAGACUUGCAGUAGUUUGCCAGUCAGCAGCUAGAGACAGUGUGACUAGUGCUCUUGAGCAAGCUCGUAAUUUUAUUUUUUUCUUGAAGUGAUAUUUACACAUCUGUUAUCUAGUUGUUUCAAGGUUGGCUUGAUUCCAGAGAAAUAUUCAUGUAAGCUUUUUGAUAGGGAGGGCGAAUCCUGCGGGCACACAGUUGAUCUUCAGAAAGACCACCACUCGUGGAAAGCUUUCUCUUUUAGGGAAACUGCACCUUUGGACGAGACUGCAGUUUUUCGGUGCGCCUGACACCAUUGCUUUUAUUUGUGUGCCAAAAUGUUAGCUGAAUGUUACUUUUCUGACCGUCCCCCAGUGGUGACUGACAAAGAACGCUGUGCAGUGUCCGCAGGCAUAUUACUGGCCAUGUUUUUUAGCUGUGAACCCGCUACCAAAAAAUGAACAUUUGAAUUGGACUUCUGCAAAUGAGCAAGUAAGAACGCACAUUCUUCUCGCACAUAACAAAGCAGAAAACUGGGCGAGUUGGUAUGUAUUCAUCGUCACUGGAUAGCGCGCACUUACAACGAGGACAAAGGGAGAAGAACACGACAGCACAAGCGCUAACUUUCAACUAAAGUUUAUUAAAGGAAAAAUGGAAGAGAAGAAAAUAACACGAAAUACCGCACAUGCGUCACUGCGCAGAAAACAUAACUAAAUUAUAAGCCACACAUAAUAUCAAAGCCUAACAACAUGGCAGUUGAUAACCAAUCUGUUCACCGUUGCAAGGCGCUAAUCAGUGUGGCCAAGAAAAGACAGUUCUUUAUCUGUUAGUGCCAAUGACGUCUGGCUUACACAUCUAUGUCCUUCUCUUUUGAUUUGGAAGGCCUCCCUUGUAGUCUUGUCGUUGUGACGGAAUAAAACUGUGGUGCCUGUGAAAUCCGCGGAGCACCCGCAGUCCCUGCAAUGGAUGCCAAGGUGCGUCGAAAAUGUAGGACCUUUAACUGCGUUCCUAUGUUCAUUGAGGCGCAGAUUCAGACAUGUGCCCGUCUGGCCAACAUAAACGCGGCCACAUGAUAACGGGAUGCUAUGUACGACUCCCGAGGCGCAAGGUAUGUGGCUGUAGGUGCGGUUAAUGCUGCAGGCUUGACUGUUCCUAGAACUCGACUAUGCGUCUGCGCACCGCGGGGCAUAUGCUGCGUACCUUGUGUUCCGCGGAAAACACCACCUUCACCUCAUGCCAGGCGCCACCAUUUUUAGACGAUGUGACAACCCAUGCACAUAAGGUAUCACGGCAAACUUCACCUUGUCUUUUGCUUUCGGCUCCGUCACGCCUAGCUGCUGCCCUGCCAUAGAUUCUUUUAGCUCCCGCAAAAGCCGGCUACAUGCGAGAACCGUCGUCUGGUUCGGGUAUCCCGCCUUCCCAAGUUUGCUCAACUGAACAUUAACGCGUGCUUCCAUCAUGUGUUCACAUGAUUUUGUCAGGGCUGAUCGCAGAGCAGGUAUAGCUAUGCCAUUCUUAACAACCUUAGAGUGGGCCGACUAUAUUGCCAACAGAUAUGACCUGAAUCAAAAGUAAGCUUAACAUCUAAGGCAUGGGAUUGUACUUCACUACAGAAACUGCUGUUAAUGGUUCGAUAAAGUUUUUAGAUGUUAAGCUUACUUUAGAGUGGGCCGGUCGGCCCACUCUAAGGUUGUUAAGAAUGGCAUAGCUAUAUCUGUUCUGCGAUCAGCCCUGACAAAAUCAUGUGAACACAUGAUGGAAGCACGCGUUAAUGUUCAGUUGAGCAAACUUAGGAAGGCGGGAUACCCGAACCAGACGACGGUUCUCGCAUGUAGCCGGCUUUUGCGGGAGCUAAAAGAAUCUAUGGCAGGGCAGCAGCUAGGCGUGACGGAGCCGAAAGCAAAAGACAAGGUGAAGUUUGCCGUGAUACCUUAUGUGCAUGGGUUGUCACAUCGUCUAAAAAAGGUGGGCGCCCGGCAUGAGGUGAAGGUGGUGUUUUCCGCGGAACACAAGGUACGCGGCGUAUGCCCCGCGGUGCGCAGACGCAUAGAGUCGAGUUCUAGGAACAGUCAAGCCUGCAGCAUUAACCAUACAUACAGCCACAUACCUUGCGCCUCGGGAGUCGUACAUAGCAUCCCGUUAUCAUGUGGCCGUGUUUAUGUUGGCCAGACGGGCAGAUGUCUGAAUCUGCACCUCAAUGAACAUAGGAACACAGUUAAAGGUCCUACAUUUUCGACGCACCUUGGCAUGCAUUGCAGGGACUGCGGGUGCUCCGCGGAUUUCACAGGCACCACAGUUUUAUUCCGUCACAAGGACAAGACUACAAGGGAGGCCUUCCAAAUCAAAAAAGAAGGACAUAGAUGUGUAAGCUAGACGUCAUUGGCGCUAACAGAUAAAGAACUGUCUUUUCUUGGCCACACUGAUUAGCGCCUUGCAACGGUGAACAGAUUGGUUAUCAACUACCAUGUUGUUAGGCUUUGAUAUUAUGUGUGGCUUAUAAUUUAGUUAUGUUUUCUGUGCAGUGACGCAUGCGCGGUAUUUUGUGUUAUUUUCUUCUCUUCCGUUUUUCCUUGAAUAAACUUUAGUUGAAAGUUAGCGCUUGUGCUGUCGUGCUCUUCUCCAUUUGUCCCCGUUGUAAGUACGCGCUAUCCUGUGGCGAUUCUUCUCGCGUAUCUGCAUGCCUUACCCGUAAGGUGGCACAGCGCUGAAAUGGUGGUGCCCUCCCAUUGGAUUACAACCAUUCAUGUCUGCAGCACUAAAUGAAUGGACCUUUCCAGAAAGUGGUGUGCACUUUAGCCAUCUCGGGGCAGAGAACCCCUCGUGGCCGUAGUAAAUCUGUAGUCCCUCACAAUAGUGUGGCUCAAAAUGAUAUCUUAGCACAUGAAAUCCCCGAAUGUAUUUGUUUUUUAAACACUCAGUGUCUGGAUACAAAAUAUAUAAGUUCGAAGGACUUUUUCAUUUUUGCACUAAACAUUGUAGCAUGAUACAAGCAUCAAUUCUUUAUGGGUCAUGCACAACAGACGAAGGGGCGAUAUCGAUCUCUCGCUUGAAAAUGAUAAAAUCGGUCACGUAGUCACAUUUAAUUGUGAUAGACCAGUACAGAUUAGAAGCUGCUGCACAAACUGAUGUUUGAGCUCAGUGUCGCUGAAUUAAUUUGACAGCAAUCUGCGCAUUACUAUUGAGCUCCUUGACCACAUCAUUUGCAGGUUUGAGAAACGCACGUGUCUGCAAAGAUGUAACACAGCGUCUAGUUGUUGAGCUGCGUGAGCAUAACCAGUUCAGUCUGUAUUGUGUAUCUGCAAACAUUCUUUAAAAGACUGGGAUUAAAAAAAAAGAAUAAUUGAACGAAAAGCAUCUCAGGCUACGUGAAUGUCACAGCCCAACGAAACAUUAGUCUCAACCACAGCCCACUGCAUUAGUGAACAGCAUCGGCAAUUGCUGGGUGUGGCGUUGGCAGCCUAGACAGCCAUGCGCUCCAACCUCUUGCACGGGGACUUCUGGAAAGGUCCUUAUAUAGCGGGAGGUGAGGGCUCUUAUGACCCCCAUUUUUCUCUAUUGCCUAACAUGACGAUUUCAGGAAAGCUGAGUGUCUUUUAGUGGAGGAUCAGAAGGCGUUUUCCAUGGGAGACGGGAUAGUUCCCUCUGUGACUGAAAGUUGCCCUACAAAUGCAGUUGUCCAUCAAGGUGAUUGAACUUUCUCUGGGCGAGCUUCUUGUUUUGAUUGGUCUUGUAGUUUGUGUGUUUUCUUUCACUUUGUACACUUCAGCUGCGGUGUUGAAUUGUUGACGUGUUUCUUGUAUUAGGCGUGGGGAUGUGUAGGUGGUUCAAGAUGCAUGGUAGUCUGCAUGAGCUUUCAUAGUGAGACACACUUGAAUGCGUUUGUUUUAUACACAUGUUCUGUUGAUAGAGCUCAUUAGAGUAAGGCACAGAGAUUCAAUUGAAUGCAUUGCUUAGUGAGAGGGGGCAAGCUUAAACCUGAUAUGGGACACAUGGACCAGCUCUUUUUACAGUUUAAGCAGUACUCUGGCACACAGACAAAAUGAUUUGAAAGUUACAUAGAAGGCAAGCAACAUAUUAUAUGUCGAGCAGCUAAAGUUAUUGAGGAUAUUAAAACAAAGUAUACCUUUUUUAAUGACAA
Messenger RNA from Rhipicephalus sanguineus (brown dog tick), 6185 nucleotides. RefSeq names its product trafficking kinesin-binding protein milt. The record is from RefSeq and is a predicted model, not a curated record. Gene Ontology annotation, molecular function: nucleic acid binding. The transcript has 15 exons. NCBI's taxonomy places the organism in Eukaryota, Metazoa, Arthropoda, Arachnida, Ixodida, Ixodidae. Bases 484 to 2106 code for a protein of 540 amino acids.